AAUAUCAUCUAGUACUGGUAGACAUGUUCUCAAAUUGAAAAAAAAAAACUAAUUGGCAAAACUUUGUAAGGAAACAGGCCUGAUAUUGGGUACAGGCACUGCCUACUGUCCUGAUGUAGAUGAGAAUGAGAGUAAGAGACAAGACCAAACUAUCUACAUAUGAGAUACUGUUUGCAAGACCCCCACAUUUGGGGUGGGAACCAGACCAGACCCCCCAAACUUCUGACCACAGAAAGAGGAAAUGAAUGUUAAAAAGAGAUGGUGGUGUUUGCAGAUGUCACAUGAAUGAAAGGCAUCACAAGUAAAAUGAGCUAAUGUUUCACAGGGAAAGGGCAGAGCUCACAUGUAAGAUGAAGGGAACAUUUCAAAGAGCACAUAUUUCAUUGCAAAAAAAAAACAGGUUAUUUUGUGUAUUUGGUAUAAUACAAUGUGUUCAUGUGGUUUAUGGAUAAAAACACAUUAUUUUCCACAUACUGUACAUUUUUGUAGUUGUGAUUGCUCUGAAUACCUUGAACGUCAGCCGUGACACUCCUUAUCAUGUUUGAAAGAUUCAGUUGUCUUACUGUUUAGACCUAUACAGUAUAAAAGUGAGAACUUAUCAAUGUCACAGAUGAAAAUACGAAGCCCAACAAGUGGAUAAAAAGUGAAGGAGGCUGUGUUUCUUUGCACCAGAUUUAGAGAAAAGGAAGGAAAUGACAUCAUCUGAAAGAUCAUCUACUUUUUAAAAAUUACCCUCACUUUUUUUAACGCAAUGCUGCAAAGUUUUUGUUAGAGUACUUUUGUGUAGAGAUCUUCAUUCUCUGAAGCGGGACUGAGAUGUGAACAUUAUUAUUUUUACUGUAGAUUUUCUGAGCAAACAUCUAAGCAAAUAUUUGAUGUAUUAUUUAUGUCAGAUAUACACAAUAGUAAAAGCAUGGACUUUAACUCUGCAUUCAUAUCACUGAUCCUACUGAUAAACAUUCAAGGUUUUCUAACAUCAACAUACAAAUUACCAGUUAAGGGUAAAUAUGAAAACAUUUGUGCAGUGAGGGAGGACAAUGUGAUACUGAAGUGCUCUUACUCAAACAUCAACAUCAAAACUGGAUUCUGGUUCAGCCAGAAACAGAGAACAAACUGGAGAAACAAAGAUGAACCUGAAGAUUUGACUUUAGAUUCAGAUUACUCAGGACGAGUGAAACAGGAGAUCAAUGAAGACUACUCAGAGCUCACAAUAUCAGAUCUGCGAGAGAGAGACAGUGGAGAAUAUCAGCUCAUGUUCAUUAUGAAGGAUGGAGUUAAACAUCUCAGCUCAGUCACAGUCAAUCUAACAGUAACAGUCCUGCAGGUGAGGAAACACCAGAACAAACUUACCUGUGAUACCUCCUGCCCUUUAACCUCAAAACCUCAGCAUAUCUACUGGAAAAAAGAUGGACAAUAUAUACAAGAAAGUGAAUCUAUACAGUUUCCUUCGUCACCUGCUGCCUACUCCUGUUUUCUACGUCCAGACCUUAAAAUCUCCUCUGACUCUUUGUGUGUUUCUAACAGUGGCUGUUGGGGUGUGACUUACACCUCUAGAAGAGUUUGUGCUUUAGUGGGAUCAACAGUAGAUAUUCACUCUUCAUACUCACAUCCCACUGGAGAUACAGUAGAGAAAACAUACUGGCAUUUACCAAACAAUAAUACUUUGGAUCUGCGUGAGGAUCAUCAGUUUGCUGGUCGUGUUGAGUAUAUGAACAAUACACUGAGAAUAAAAGAGGUUAAGAUGAGUGACUCUGGUGAAUAUCUAUUCAGGAUCAUCGCUAACACAAACUCUUACUCUGAAUCACCUGGAGUCAUUCUCACUGUUACAGAUACACAGGUGAUAAGCAGUCCAGUCACUGUGUCAGAGAGAGAGAAAGUGAUAUUGAGUUGUUCAACCAAAUGCACUCUGGAUAACAAACAUACUUACAUCUGGUAUAAGAAUGGGAGUCUGGUAACAGAUGGAGUCAAACUAUAUAACAAACUGUACCUGGACUCAGUUAACAGUGAGGAGAUACAAGAGUAUUCAUGUGCUGUAGGAGGUAACAUGUGUGUGUUUUAG
Misgurnus anguillicaudatus (oriental weatherfish) is the source of this 2059-nucleotide messenger RNA. NCBI's taxonomy places the organism in Eukaryota, Metazoa, Chordata, Actinopteri, Cypriniformes, Cobitidae. The record is from RefSeq and is a predicted model, not a curated record.